CGGCGGAAUCGCGUAUGCGGAGCUGGACAAACUUUGGCAGAAGUCGGCUACCUAGUGGGCAUGGGCCAUGGGCGAAGCAUAAGUUGUAGCCCAAAAGCGUCGGACAGCGCUGUAAUGUCUAGGCAUGAAGCGGUCAUGUUGCAUGGUGCACCAUUAUAUACCUCCUUGACACGUUGAACGCUGAAGGAGGAGGGACAAAUUCCCAGCCCUGCACACAUCUCCAAAGGCAUAAUGCCGUCCAUACGGAACUACACACUAGGCGUCUUCGGCAGCGGUCUACUGGUGUUCGGCAGCGGUCUACUGGGAGGUGUGACGGCGGCAACGCUAUAUCAUCUCGGCACUCGUGCACCUGCAACGCCGAAUGUGAGGCCGCCGCCAGCGUCCGAGGGGCCUGUCAGUCAUGUGCCGGUCUCGAGUCCGCCAACUUUGGGAGUACCGGCUCAUAUGACCGCGGCGAAGGAAAUAAUGAAAUAUGGGUUCCCAGGCCCGGUUUCUGACCUCUUGUAUCGGACGGCGUACGUGGGCUCUUACAACAGGUCUUUGCGCAACCCCAACUGGGUAGCAGAGCAUUUGACAGCUCGCUCUGUAGCGGCGAACCCUGGAGUAGCGGGCCUACUCGAAGCGGCGUUGGAUGAGGAGAAGCCGGACCGGCAGAAAUCUGCCUUCCGGGAAGACCAGCAGAUUCCUCGGCUAUUUCGCGCACAUUUGAAGGAUUUCGUGGGAUCAGGGUUCGAUAGGGGCCAUCUCGUCCCGGCAGCAGAUGUGGUCGAAUCGCAAGACGCCAUGGACGAAACCUUCCUCUUGACAAACAUCAGCCCGCAAGUCGGCAAAGGCUUCAAUCGCAACUACUGGUUCUACUUUGAGCAUUUCGUGCGCACCCUCACAAAGGACUUCGACGACGUCUACGUCAUUACGGGACCCUUGUACCUGCCCAAGUUGGAAGACGAUGGGAAGCAUUAUGUCAAGUAUGAGAUGAUUGGGAAUCCGCCGAAUGUUGCUGUUCCGACGCAUUUCUAUAAAGUUGUCUUGGGCGUCAAGGGCAAAACCGAAGCCAUGGCGACAUUUGUCCUGCCCAACACAGAGAUCGGCGACGUACCGUUGCAAGAGUUUGUCUUGCCUUUGGAUGCCGUCGAACGCGCCGCAGGCGUAGUCUUCUUCCCUGAAGUGAAUCGUCUCGCAUAUAAACCGCUCUGCGGCGUGAUCAAGUGCGAUCUGCAUAAGUUUUUGGUGGCUGCGAAACCAAAGAGGCGGAAGUCGGCGUAGAGUUGAUAGGUCGUAGGACGACGGAGGGAUUCCUGAUUUGUGGAAGCGAGCGUACCGAAUCUGGCGAUGGCAGCAAGGGAGUCGGUGUAGAUGUCUUCAGAAUAGGUGCUCGCAUCGCAGUAGAACCCGGAUCCUUUCUAUACAUUCCGGAUAUCAAGGCGCGAUUCUUUUUAGUGGAGUUUCCCUCUGUACCAGUUCUAUGAGUGUUACCUUAGUCG
This is a messenger RNA of Fimicolochytrium jonesii, 1481 nucleotides long. RefSeq lists its product as uncharacterized. The record is from RefSeq and is a predicted model, not a curated record. NCBI's taxonomy places the organism in Eukaryota, Fungi, Chytridiomycota, Chytridiomycetes, Spizellomycetales, Powellomycetaceae. Gene Ontology annotation, cellular component: mitochondrial inner membrane; nucleus. Bases 232 to 1263 code for a protein of 343 amino acids. Gene Ontology annotation, molecular function: single-stranded DNA endonuclease activity; nucleic acid binding; RNA endonuclease activity. Gene Ontology annotation, biological process: apoptotic DNA fragmentation. The transcript is spliced from 8 exons.